CCCACUCAUGUGUCCGGAGGCGGAAGUGUGCGGGGAGCACCGGGGCCGGGCAGCGGCGAGGGGCUGAACGGAGCCGACCCAGGAGCCGGGACCCUCCGGGCUCAGGGGGCAAAGGCACAGAUGGUGCUUGGAUGAACAACCUGGCCGAUGUGGAUUCGUUGUUGAGCAAAGGAUGCUUGCCCGCGGCAGACAGAUAUUUGUUGGCUUCUCGGGCUACUGGAAGCCUUUUUUCAGAGGCCGGUUCCUUCUAGUUACAAACACUGUGAGCUGUGGGGCUCUCCUGGCGACUGGCGACACCCUCCAGCAGACAUGGGAAAUGAGGAAGGACCCGGAGCGGAAGCGGGAGCUGGGCCGCACAGCUCGGAUGUUUGCUAUUGGCUGCAGCAUGGGCCCGUUAAUGCAUUACUGGUAUCUCUGGUUAGACAAAGCAUUUCCUGCAAGUGGAUUAAAAGGAAUUAAAAUUGUCCUGAAGAAAGUCUUCAUCGACCAGAUCGUAGCAUCUCCGGCCUUGGGAAUCUGGUAUUUUCUGGGGAUGGGGUCGCUGGAGGGGCAGACGCUGGAGGAAAGCUGGGAGGAGCUCAGAGAGAAGUUCUGGGAAUUUUACAAGGCAGACUGGUGCGUCUGGCCAGCAGCUCAGGUGAUUAACUUCCUGUUCCUUCCUCCCAAGUAUCGGGUGAUUUAUGUGAAUGUGGUGACCUUGGGCUGGGACACAUACCUUGCCUACCUCAAACACAGGCACAAGCAGCCGCUCGGUGCCGAAGCUUAGCUGAAGAGCAGCAUUCAGCAUCACCACACUGGGGUGAAAACUGGGGGCUGACAAGCUGUUUGCAAGGACUGCUGCUCUGUGUCCAUCUGUUCCUGUGAGAUGCCAAUCAAGUGCAAAUUCCAGAUUCGUUCCUGGGGGAGGGAGCUGGCUCCCAUGCAGACCAGAAAAAAUAGCCUGAUCAAGUGAACAAAAUGCUUCCUGGAGACAAAUCACUGCCGUCGUCCUGUGGCUGACCUAUCCAGAUGGGUGUGGAAGAGAAACAUGAGGGGGGGGUCUCUCUCUCUGAGUUAGCAUUUAACUUGCUAGCCGCAAACCCAAUGACUUUUUAAAAUGAAGAAUCAUGUGUCAACAGGCUGCGUAACCGGACUGAGUUUCUUAUUCCUCCACUGACUUCUGGGGAAGUGGGGCAGGUGCUCCAUGUUACUGUUUGCCACUAAGUGAGCCAAGAUCCUUAAAAUAAUCCCAUGACUUGGAACCAACUUAAUUCAUUCUCACUGUGUCUGAAAACUGUAUUUUGCUAGAAACGGUGAUGUGCCAAAAUGUCACUUAAAAAAAAUUAUGAGACCUUAA
Malaclemys terrapin pileata is the source of this 1336-nucleotide messenger RNA. RefSeq names its product MPV17 mitochondrial inner membrane protein like 2 (gene MPV17L2). Gene Ontology annotation, biological process: mitochondrial ribosome assembly. The coding region runs from base 173 to 766 and encodes 197 amino acids. Lineage: Eukaryota; Metazoa; Chordata; Testudines; Emydidae. The transcript has 6 exons. The record is from RefSeq and is a predicted model, not a curated record. Gene Ontology annotation, cellular component: membrane; cytoplasm.